GUGCGGUUGCCUGAGGGUCGUCUGGCGUGGGGGUUCAUGUCAACGCCGGGGGCAAGCGCCACCGAGUUGAGAACUGAGGUGCUUCAUGCUGAGGUGCCUCAGGAUCCCGACUUGGUGUGCGUCUUGGCUCCGAGCAAUGACUUGACCGCCAAGCACACCAUCGGUCGUGCGGCUGCAGACUUCCAGCGGUACCUAGCCACCGUCUGCAGUCGCUGGCCGAAGGUGUGUGUGCUGGACUUUCCUCCGAGGUUGACCGUUGAGGACUCCCUGCAAGAGCUCUACCGCCAGGAGUUCCACCGGGUGGCAGCCCGCAUGGCUGUGAAGUACUUCCACAUCGCGGACCACUUCCCCCGGCAGUGUCUCAACCUGUGGAGUCGCGAUGGUGUCCACCUGAGUGACGACGUCGGCAUGGAGAUCUUCGCCCAGCUGCUGUGGACGGUUGCUUACACGCAACUGGAGACCGUGCCGCCAGCCCCGCCGGUGUCUCGUCCAUCCCCACCUUCUCGCUUCACUCCCCGUGUGGUUGUGAAGGGAGAGGUGAGGGUGCGUCGCAGCCCUGGCCCCGAGGAGUGGACUGUCGUUGGUCCGAGCGGCAAGUCCUCUGGAGGAUGCAGUGCAGUUCAGCGGGAGCCGGCUGGCAUCCCCCUGAAUCCUGUGCUGUUCAGCAGUGAGAUGUUGGAGGAGAUGGAGAAGGUUUCUCCAUCAAAUCUGACGUCUCCUGCUGACUUCGCUGGUGUUUCACCGCCAAAGACGCUGCGUGUGAAACACCACUCCAAGAGGACUCGAAGGGCCGCAUCCAGCCGAGGGAUUUCUUCUGACUCCAAGGCCGCUCUGGAGUCGAAGAAGGUCGGGGCAACGUCCAGGCAUCCGGUCCCUUCUGGCCGCACUGACGAGAGGACGGUUGAGACAACACCGAGCCCGGGUGUGUUGUCUUCUACUGAUGAAGAUGAGGCAACUACUGCGAAGGUAAGUGAGGUGAGUAUGGGUAAUGUUGAUGUUGUUAGGGGUUCAGUUCACCAGGGGCACAGUCGGUUUAGGAAUCCGGGAGUUCAGUGUAUGGCGAUAGGGUUGGUUAGUUUGGCCAGACACAUGGUGUCUAGUGUGUUUAAUUGGAAGACAGAAGAUUUAGAUUUAGCUCUGUGGUUAGGAGAUCAGCUCUAUACGCAUCUGAAGGACCAUGGUAAAAUUCCUCCAGGAGAAAACUUUUUGAUGAUCCCAGAGUUGCCGAACGACCACGUUUUAUACUGGCAGAACUUUAAGUUUGCGUUCCCCGAGACUGUUAGUGGUGAUGUCACUGUGACCGAAGGAGAGUUUAUUGAGUGUGGAGCAUAUGUGACUCUAGAACAUGGGCUGGAAAGGAUGUUAUCUCAGUACCAGACAUGUCUUUUGACCUUGUGUUCAAAUACAUGUGCUGUAAUUUCUGCUAGUGGUAGGUUUGCUGUAGUUGAUUCUCAUUCACGCAGUGCUACUGGCAUGGUGGAUGUUAAUGGUACCAGUGUAGUUUCGUACUUUGGUUCCAUUAGGGAAGUGUUUGAUCACUUUAGUUGUUUGGCAGUGAUGUUUGGUGGUAGUAGCAAGCCUUUUGAAAUAAAUGGUGUUGAUGUGAGUAGGGAGUGUGAUGUGUCGAGUAGCUUAUUUGUUGGUGCAUCUGAUGAUGGCAAUAAGCAACGUGUAAAACGUCAGCUGUCAGCAGAUUGUGAUGAAAUUGGCCUUUCCAGCCCAUCUAAACAUAUCCCAAAGAAAGGCCGUAUUAAUGUUUCGAUGGUUGUUUCAGAUGACGAGUUUGCUGUUGAGGAACAGGUUCUGUUAAGUCGACAGAUUAGUUCAGAUGUGGAAGUAGUCAGUGAAGGACAUGAAAAGCUUAUGUUUAACCCUCUCUGUGAAAAUACUUGUCAAAGAUUGUGUACCAAAUUAAAUAUAGUGUAUGAAAGCAUAAAUAGCUCUGCGUCGAGUCGUGUCGGUGAAUUAGGCGUUCCGUGCCAAAAUAGAGACAUAGUUGCUGAUGGUAGCUGCUAUUUUAGGGCCGUUUCUCAGGCAGUGAGUGGCACACAAAAGCAUCACAUCAAAAUUAGGAGAGCGGUUGUUAAAUAUUUAAUGAAAAAUGAUUUGAAAUACAAAAGUAGUUUGAGAGAAGGUUAUUCCUCUGUGGCAGAUUAUGUAGACAAAUCAAAAAUGCGUUACGUUAGCAGCUGGGCGACAGAAUUAGAAAUACAAGCCACAGCAGAUUUAUUGGGUAUUAAUGUCUUUACAUUUAAUGGUGGUCGUUGGCUAAAGUAUGGAUGCAGUAGCAGUUGUGUGUCAGAAAAAUCCAUUUAUUUAGAAAACUGCCUUGGUAAUCAUUUUGAAACUGUAGUUUGUGUUAAAGAACCCAAACUAGAAAGUUGUUAUGAGUACUGUAAAGUAAAUGUUUCAGAAGCGUGUCGUACUAGAUUGUCAGGCAAAGAUUUAAUUAGAGGUGUUUCAUCCGAAAGUGACACAUUGGUUUGCAAGAAGGACAAAAAGCGCGACAGAGGUUUAUGUAUUUCUAAAUAUGAUAAAGUAACGAGAAGAACCCAAAUUAGGAAUAUAAACAAAAGAAAAUAUGCAUUAGAUGCAUGUCACCGACAAAACCUGAAGAAGCAAAGGAAAAUAAAAUAUGCAAAAGAUGCGCGUCAUCGUGAAAAUGAGAAAGGCCGAAGCAAAAUAAAAUAUGCACUAGAUGCGCUUCAUCGUGAAAAUCUUAAAGAUCAAAGCAAAAUAAAAUAUGCAAAGGAUGCGCGUCACAGAGAAAUAGUUAAACGAGUUGUGAAAUCAAAGAGGCGAGAAAUUAAAGAAAAAGACAAAACACAGAAUAUUGAGUUUUUCACUGAGAGGUUUUUAAACAAAGUUGAACAUGGUCCUGAGUAUAUCUGUUGUGUCUGUUUCAGGCUGUUGUUUCCACAUCAGGUGUUGAGUUGUAGAAAGGAUGCUUAUAAUAAGACUGCGGCCAUAGCUUCUUUGGCAGAUAGGUGUAUUAGAACUGACUAUUUACAUAAAUGUAGGGAGGAUUGUGUUCAGCCGUGUCAGAUUAUGGCUUCAAGUAGAGGGCAUCUUUGGAUUUGUUACACUUGUCAUCAUAAAAUUUCACAUGAGCAAAUGCCUGCUGAAAGUGUAACAAAUAAUUUGGUAGUAGAUCCAGUUCCCCCAGAAUUGGCUUGUUUGAAUAGGUUAGAACAACAUUUGAUUGCUUUAAAUAUUCCGUUCAUGAAAAUGCUUGCAUUACCUAAAGGUGGCCAAAAUGGAGUUCAUGGACCAGUAACCUGCGUUCCAUCCAACGUAGUUCAAACAUCUAAAAUGUUGCCCCGAUCAAAUAUGGAGGGCUCUUUAUUGGCAGUAAAAUUAAAACGUAAGUUAACUUAUAAAGGCCAUUAUCAAUAUGAGUUUGUGGAUACGAUGCAUAUUAGGCAAGCUUUACGGUUUUUAAAGCAAUCAAAUAAGUUUUAUAAAGACAUAGAUUUUAAUGAGGAAUGGGUUAAUGAGUUGUGUGUCUUAGAGCAAUAUGAGGAUGAAGAGAAGGACAAAGCAGAAGUAGUUGAGAGUACUGGGGAUGAUGUUGAAGAUGAUGAGUUGCUGCAUGAUCGACAGCAACAUUGCAUGUUUUCAGACACGUGUCUAAUGCCUGUAGAUAUUGGUCAGGAAGUUCUUGAUCAGUAUUUUGAUAGUAUAGUUAAUGUUGCACCAGCUGAGGGUAAUAAUCCAGUUAAGUUGUUGACAGAUCGAGAAAAUGAAGCAAGGUGUUUCCCAGUGUUGUUUCCUCGAGGUCGUAAUAUGUAUCAUGAAAGGCGUGUCUAUAAUUUGUCGUUGUGCCGUUAUUUUAAUAACCGAAUUUUACAUGCGGAUAGAAGGUUUGCUCAGAAUGUAGAGUAUAUUUUCUUUGCUCAGUACAUGUCUGAGGUAGAGCAGGUUGUUUCCAAAGUAAGUAUAGCAUUAAGAAAAGGUAAAGGAGGUGAGGUGAGCGUAGAAAAGGAAGAGUCCUUGAAGCAGUUGUUGGAUGUAGAUGACGGUUUUAGAUUUCUUAAGCCUAUUAGAGGGACUGCAGCAUUUUGGCAGGGAGUACAGAAAGACCUGAUGGCUUGUGUUCGGCAGCUUGGGAUUCCCACGUGGUUUUGUUCAUUCUCUUCCGCAGAUCUGAGAUGGCAAAACCUUCUUAAAACUAUUUUAAAACAGGAAGGUCGAACACAGACAUUCGAAGAGUUAGAGUGGACUGAUAGAUGUGAUUUGUUGCGUCGUAAUCCCGUCACUGCGGCCAGAAUGUUUGAUUUCCGCUGGCACUGUUUUCUGAAGGAGGUCCUUAUGUCUCCUUCCAAUCCCAUAGGAAAAAUUAUUGAUUACUUUUAUCGGGUGGAGUUUCAGUGUCGCGGGAGUCCUCAUGUGCACUGUCUUUUCUGGAUUGAAAAUGCGCCUAAAAUUAAUACGAACACAGACGAAGAAGUGGUAGCUUUUAUUGAUAAGUAUGUAACAUGUGAGCUACUAGCACAGGAUGAGACCUUAUUGGAGAUGGUCACAUCUGUGCAGCAACAUUCAAAGAGUCAUUCAAAAAGUUGUAAGAAAGGUGGCACUGAAUGUCGCUUUAAUUUUCCCAGACCAGUGUCAGGUAGGACAUUUCUUGUCAAUGUUCAUUUGAAACCAGAUUGUGAUAAAUGUAAGAAUAGAUUCGAUCCAAAAUAUGAAGGAAAACAGUGCACAUGUGGAAAUGAGUACUACUAUAAUCUGCUAAAGGUUGAUAAGGAUUUGGCAGUACACACUCUGGAGUCAGUGAAAAAGGCGUUAAAAGAUGAGAACAAGACGUUUAAUAGUUUAGAUGAGUUGUAUCAUACUUUAAAUAUCAGUCAGCAAAUAUUUGAAAUAUGUUACAAACGUCUAAAUAUGAAUAAAACCCAAAUUGUAUAUAAAAGAGACAUUAACGAAGCAUGGAUUAAUCCAUAUAACAAGUCUCUAUUAAAAUGCUGGAAUGCAAAUUUAGAUAUUCAAUUUGUGACAGACGCGUACGCCGUUAUAGUAUAUAUAAUUUCAUAUAUUAGUAAAUCAGAAAAAGAGGUAGGAUUGUUGCUUAGUAAAGCUCAUAAAGAAGCAACAAAAGAUGACAACGUCAGUGCAAAAGAGGCACUGAAACAAAUUGGCAGCGUUUAUCUAAACAGUCGCGAUGUGUCUGCUCAAGAAGCAGUUUAUAGAUUAACGGGAAUGCAUUUGAAAGAGAAUUCGCGUAAAGUAGAGUUUAUACCAACAGGGGACAAAAUAGUUAAAAUGAGUAAACCAAUUAGUGUUAUCCAAGAAUGUGGGCUAACAGGAGAUGAUGUGUGGAUGGUUAGUAUCGUAGAUCGUUAUAGAAGUAGGCCUAAUAAUAGCACUUUUAAUGACAUGUGCAUAGCAACGUUUGUGUCUGAAUAUCGGCUUUUAAAAGGAAAUGAAAAGUCAAAGAAUGCGAUUCAAUUGCAAAGGGGAUUAGGGUUUAUUCUUAAAAGAACGCGAACAAAACCCGCAGUAGUUCGUUAUGCGCGCUUUUCAAAAACAAAAAACCCCGAAUUAUAUUUUAAAAGCCAGUUACAGUUGUUUUUGCCGUACCGCGUAGAAGAUGACUUAAAAGCUGCUGAUUGCGAAACGUUUGAACAAUUUUAUGAAAAUGGUUCCGUGAUCUUUAGUGAUGGAUCAGAACACACCGUGAAAUCUGUCGUCGAUACGAAUAGGAACAAAUUUGAGGUAGAAGAUUCAGAAGAAUUAGAAGAGCUGCAAAAGAAGCUUGAAAAUGAGGGUGGCCCUGAAGUUGCCUGGGGAAAUCUGUGCCCCGAAAAAGAAGUAGAGCGUUUAGAGUGUAAAGAUGAAAUUAGAGAAAAAGAACAGACACCUGAGGGAGAUGCUGAAGAAAUAGGUCGGGAACUCGUAGACAACAUUCCAGAUUUGGCUGUUAGGAAUGAUCAGGUGUGUCAAUUAGAAAAGAAUAAUAAUGUAAUUAGUAGGAGUGAGGGCUUAGAAUUAAUUAGAUCGCUGAAUGAGAAGCAGCUGUCAGUCUUCUAUAAAAUCCGUAACUGGUGUUUAGAAAAAGUUAAUGGUAGAAACCCAGAACCCCUCCAUGUGUUUAUAUCUGGAGGAGCUGGAGUUGGAAAGAGCUACCUAGUUAAAGCGAUUCAAUACGAGGCCACAAGGUUAUUGUCACCAAGUUGUCAGAAUCCAGAUAACAUUUGUGUUUUAUUAACGGCUCCGACCGGAAUAGCUGCUUAUAAUUUAAAGGCAGCGACUAUCCACAGUACAUUUGGCAUUGGCAAAGACGUGAGCCUACCUUACACACCUUUGAGUGAGGAAAAGCUCAAUUCUUUGCGUGUUAAAUAUAGUGAUUUGCAGAUAGUCAUAAUUGAUGAAAUCUCCAUGGUCAAUCAUAAUCUAUUGGCUUACAUCCAUGGCAGAUUAAGACAAAUCAAACAAACUGGUGACUAUAACCCCUUCGGUAAUGUCAGCAUAAUCGCGGUCGGAGAUUUUUAUCAGUUGCCCCCAGUAAAAGGAAAAGCGUUGUAUGUACAAGAUGUACAAAUGAACUUGUGGUCUAGUUUAUUUCAUCUUGUGGAGUUAAAAACAAUCGUUAGGCAAAAAGAUGAAGAGUUUGCGCGAAUAUUAAAUAGAAUGCGAACACAUAGAAAAGGUACGCCAAUGUUAGCUGACGAUAUAAACGUCUUAAAACGGUGUGAAACAGGUGAAGAGAGCACAGCCUUACACAUCUUUGCUACAAAUUCCCAGGUUGAUGAAUAUAAUGAGGGACAGUUAAUGAGCAUAUGUCCUGACUACAUAGUUAUAACUGCACAGGACUUUGGUUAUAAUAAAAAAACUGGUAAAUUAGAGUUAAAGCCAGAUCAUCAUAUUAGGGCCAAGAAAACAGCUUUACAAAGAGAGCUGUUAUUGGGUAAAAAUGCUCGAGUCAUGUUGUCUCAAAACAUAGAUGUAAAUGACGGGUUAGUAAAUGGUGUAUGUGGCACAGUGAUAUACAUAGAACAGCCUGAAAAGAAUAUGUUUCCUCUCAAAGUAUAUGUAAAAUUUGAUGAUGAUCAGGUAGGCAUAAAGAGGAAGAAACAAACCAUUUAUCCAUCAGCAGAGUUAAUGGGUUCAGUGCCAAUUGAACCUCAGGAAGAGAGAGCAAAUAAAAAAGGCCUGAGACGACAGUUUCCUUUAAAGUUAGCUUGGGCCUGUACUGUACACAAAGUACAGGGCCUUACAGUAGAUAGUGCUGUUGUCUCUUUAGCUAAGGUCUUUGCACCAGGACAGGCAUAUGUGGCAUUAAGCAGAGUUAGAAGCCUGUCUGGUUUAAUUAUUCAGGACUUUAAAGAGAAGGCUGUUUAUUGUAAUGCCAACAUUGAACAGGCGAUUGCUAAUAUGCCACCAUUUCUAACUGAAAGCCACACAGUAGUAAAAGAUGGUUUUAGUGUAUUUCUAAUGAAUGUUCAAAGUUUAAAUCGCCAUGUCUCAGAUUUGGCCCACUGUGCACAGCAUUUGCAGCCUAACUGUAUUGCUGUGACAGAGACAUGGAUACCUGCUGAUGUUAGCUUAGAUUCUGUAGAAAUCACUGGUUAUAGGUUUAGUAAUGCCCCACGUAGUUUAGCCUAUCAUAGCGAUAAUCCAGUGUUAAUUUCCCUUAAAGGCCAACAACAUGGUGGCGUUGGCAUGUACUGUGACAGUAAUGUAGAAUUUGAAAGUGUCACAGUUGCAGGUUUAAAUAUAGAGUGUUUAGCUGUAAAAUGUGUCACAUACAACAUUUUAAUAGCAGCCAUUUACAGGCCACCAUCAUAUCCUGUGUCUCUCUUUUUCAGGCAUUUUGAAGAAUUGUUAAAUGUGUUAGAGUCACAAAGUGGAACCAUUGUUGUUUUGGGUGAUUUCAAUGAGGACAUUUUGAAGUCCUCAACAAUUUGUCAGAAAAUGACAGACAGAGGAUAUGAGCAACAUGUGUCGACAGGCACUACAGAGAAAGGCACCUUAAUUGAUCAUGUUUACGUUAAAAAUAGUAAUUAUAUUGUGGAAGCGCUAGUGGUGCCUACAUAUUUUAGUGAUCAUGAGGGCAUUAUAUGUUCAUUUAAGUAAGACAGCCCAAAUGCUUAAAACUUGAGAAAUUUUCUUUUUUAAAUAAAUUUAAUCGACAUGUAGUAGAUGUGCUACUCUUCACCUGAGUUCCCUGUCAUGAAUAAUUUGUAUGUAGUCAUUACAUUUUGUCCCCUGUUGAUAUCCUUUACACCUGUACAACGUUAGUCCAUAUUCAUAAGGUAUUCUGAGCUUCCUGUCCAGAGAAGGUAGGGAAAAUGUCAAAAUAGUGAGUAGAUUUGUUGUUGGUUGUUGUAUUGAGAAGAAAUAGU
This is a messenger RNA of Melanotaenia boesemani (Boeseman's rainbowfish), 8345 nucleotides long. RefSeq lists its product as uncharacterized. Gene Ontology annotation, molecular function: DNA helicase activity. The coding region runs from base 37 to 8076 and encodes 2679 amino acids. The record is from RefSeq and is a predicted model, not a curated record. Gene Ontology annotation, biological process: telomere maintenance; DNA repair. The transcript is spliced from 10 exons. Lineage: Eukaryota; Metazoa; Chordata; Actinopteri; Atheriniformes; Melanotaeniidae.